Molecule: messenger RNA, 867 nt
Organism: Trypanosoma cruzi
Lineage: Eukaryota; Euglenozoa; Kinetoplastea; Trypanosomatida; Trypanosomatidae
Product: mitochondrial carrier protein, putative
Exons: 1
Coding region: 1-867 (288 amino acids)
Biological process (GO): mitochondrial citrate transmembrane transport; alpha-ketoglutarate transport
Cellular component (GO): mitochondrion
Molecular function (GO): tricarboxylate secondary active transmembrane transporter activity
Source: RefSeq, a predicted model, not a curated record
AUGGGAGCUGGUGAUCCGCGCGACAUCCUUAUUGGUGGCGUUCUUCAGUGUACUGAGGCAUUCACCCUUGGCAUGCCGUUUGAAGUUUGGAAGACUCAACAGAUUUCUGGUCUUGCUAAGGGACAAUGGAAUAGCUUUAUAGUAGAGUUUAAGACACUUUGUGAGAGUGGUUGGGGUCGGUUUUAUCAUGGUACUGGGGCGAAAAUGGUGGAGGCCGCUUUGAAGGGCUCUAUAUUGCUUUUUGGUACCAAUUUGACACUGGAGUUGGAGCCGAUGCUUGGUGUUAAUCCACACGGUGCAAUGGGUGGCAUGUUGGCGGGCUUCGUCGGAGGUGUUAUGCAAACAGUCGUGAUGUCUCCCAUGACAUAUGUUGUAACGUAUAAAAACCGCAACCCACAAUAUCAUUCGAUGAGCUUAUUUACAGUGCUGAGGAAAGCUGGUUUUCGUAAGGCUUAUGGAUCCGCACCGGCUAUGGCAGGACGUCAAGGAACGAACUGGGCUUUGCGAUGGUUCUUUGCCGUUGCCUUCACAAACAAGUAUAAAGAGCUGGUGGGCCGGCAAAAAUUAACUACACCUGAAGAGAUAUUCUGUGGAAUCAUGGGAGGUGUAUUGGGAUGUAUAAAUCAGCCCUUUGAGGUUGUGCGUGUUUUGCAGCAAGCUCGACAAGCAACGGGAGAGCAAGGUGUAACCACGCGAAAUUGUGUAUCAUAUGUGUACAAGACAUAUGGAUUGAAAGGUUUCUAUGCGGGGAUAAUACCGAGAAUGGGACUAUCCGCUUGGCAGACGUUGUUCAUGGUGACUUUUGCGGGAAUGAUUAAGGAACGUCUCCAAGCCAUAAGCCAUAAGGUUGAAUUGAUAAAGGGCUAA